Pseudophryne corroboree (corroboree frog) is the source of this 783-nucleotide messenger RNA. RefSeq names its product Spi-C transcription factor (gene SPIC). Gene Ontology annotation, biological process: cell differentiation; regulation of transcription by RNA polymerase II. Lineage: Eukaryota; Metazoa; Chordata; Amphibia; Anura; Myobatrachidae. Gene Ontology annotation, molecular function: DNA-binding transcription factor activity, RNA polymerase II-specific; sequence-specific DNA binding. The record is from RefSeq and is a predicted model, not a curated record. Bases 1 to 687 code for a protein of 228 amino acids. Gene Ontology annotation, cellular component: nucleus. The transcript is spliced from 4 exons.
AUGAUCAAACCCUUAUUCCAUGAUGUUGUUAGAUCUGAAACCUUUACACAAAAAUCAGCAGAAUACAAAAUUUAUACAGCCAUCUUCAAUAACCAACCACAAAGUGAUCCCAACUUCACAGCACCCACUACAGAGACUGCAACACACCAAUGGACAGAUACAGCUAUAAAUGAUUUGAUGCACCACAACUUGCAGAGUGAUGAGGAUCAUCAGUUAAUGUACACAGUAAAUGCCAGCAAAACACCACAAAAACAUGGAAGGAAAAAGCUCCGUCUCUAUGAAUAUCUCUUUGAGACUCUGUAUGACAUCAACAUGGCAGACUGCAUCCAAUGGGUGGACCAAGCCAAUGGUAUCUUCCAAUUUGUCUCUAAAAACAAAGAAAAGCUGGCAGAGUUGUGGGGCAAAGAAAAGGGCAACCGUAAAAUAAUGACGUAUCAGAAAAUGGCCAGAGCCCUACGUAAUUAUGGCAGAACUGGAGAAGUUAUGAAAAUAAAAAAAAAACUGACAUACCAGUUUAGUGAGAUAGUUUUACAAAAACUGUCCUCUGCCAGCUUAUCGGGGAAAGAAGCCAAAUACUGCCAAUAUCUUCCACCAGGGAUGGACUACUGGAACAGCCAUUAUUGUGGGGAGGUUAGCAAGUAUGGUUAUAACAACAGUGUAUAUCCUUUCAGCCACCAGUACAUAUAAAUGGAAUUAUCCGUGACAGCAUUUACAAACCGUUCUACCAAUCUCUUUUGUUGUUAAGAACAGUUUGUCAUACACACAUUAUAGACUGAGGUGUGG